Molecule: messenger RNA, 2337 nt
Organism: Pogonomyrmex barbatus (red harvester ant)
Lineage: Eukaryota; Metazoa; Arthropoda; Insecta; Hymenoptera; Formicidae
Gene: Rab32
Product: RAS oncogene family member Rab32
Biological process (GO): endosome to lysosome transport; phagosome-lysosome fusion
Cellular component (GO): Golgi apparatus; trans-Golgi network; lysosome
Molecular function (GO): GTPase activity; GTP binding
Source: RefSeq, a predicted model, not a curated record
AUGGAUCGCAGCAUCGAGAGCACGAACGAGGGUGGCAGUUCACCAGACACGUUGAUCGCUCGCUCCUCGUCGGAGGAGGAGAAACGAAAGUCAGUCGUGGCCAGCAUCUCCGGGGAAUACGUCACCGCAUUAGGCGACAGCAGUUCCAGCCUCGACACCCUGACCGGCGGCAGCGUCGCGGCCCUCUCCUCCAGCGUCAACGCGGACGAUCGAAAGAGGGGUAAAUUCGGCGCGUUCAAGAGCAGCUUCCGCGAGGGCAGUUUAUUCAAGAUCAAAAAGAAGUCACGCGGGACCGGUCUUUCCCUUGAAGCGGAACAAGAUGACAAAGAGAUACCUCAGCAGCAACGGUUCGAGAACGAGAAGGACUCGAAUUUGGUAUCUGAAGUGCUUCUCAACGCAAAUCUGAAGAAGAAAAAGAAGAAGUCGCACUCGCUGGUGCGCAAGCUGAGCCUGAAUAAAUUUCGCAUUUCCUCGGAACAACAAGAGCUGCGACAUACCCCGGAGGGUGGUAACAGCAGCCAAUCGCAGAGUCGGUCCUCGCAAGAGUCGCCUAUUCAUACAUCCAGCUCGACUGGACAUAUCGCGAAGAAGGAGAACGACGACGCUCUGGAGGGGGAAAAGGGGGCGAAGGAGGAGUUUAAGAAACCAGAAAAGUUGCUCGAGAAACCAACGAAGACCGUCAUAGUGCAACGCAAAUCACCGUCUCUGACUAUCAAGGCCUUUGCCGUUCAGCAGGGUGAGCCUUCUGUGGAUGUUAUGGAUCGCGAAUAUGAAACUUACUCUGAACGACAUUCGCAACAGGAGAAUCAAGAGAACACCUCGCGUUCCGACGUGCGAUGCAGCUCGACACUUCCGUAUGCGUUAUCGAGAUGGCCGGAACGUAACGAGACGAAGUUUACCCAUCCUGAGGAUCCAACGGCCAGAAAAAGCAAAGCGAAGUACGAUUCGGACUCCUCGGAAUGUAUACCGUCGACGUCGUCGCCCGUUGAGGUCCGCCGCAAAUUAUCGUUGCUGGAAGAGAAACGGGCGAUAUUUCAGCGACGCUUCUUCGAUUCGGAAUCCAAGUCGGACGCGACGGUGAUCGACGUCAACACUCAGAACGAACUUUCGAGCGACGAGUUCCUCAAGCAGCGGGAGGAGGAAGGGAGGAAGAAGGUACGACACAUCAGCGUGAGGACCUUCGACACGUUCUCCAUUUUCGGUAACACCCUCGACGAGGAGGAUCUCUCGGAGGAUUGCAACGGCGAGGGCAGCAGUUAUCGCAAAUUUUACGCCAACAUGGCUCCCAUCCUGGGAGUCGUGGACCACCCUGAGUCGUCGUCGAAUAACGCACCGAAUCUCGGAGUAAACGAGAAACGGGAGCACUUGUACAAAAUAUUGGUAAUCGGCGAGCUCGGGGCGGGGAAAACGUCUAUCAUCAAGCGAUACGUGCACCAAUUCUUCUCUCAACACUAUCGCGCAACGAUUGGCGUCGACUUCGCACUCAAAGUGCUAAACUGGGAUCCGCACACCAUCAUCAGACUGCAACUAUGGGAUAUCGCAGGUCAAGAGAGAUUUGGAAAUAUGACCAGAGUUUACUACAAGGAAGCCGUAGGCGCUUUCAUAGUGUUCGACGUGACGAGAAGUGCAACACUCGACGCAGUGGUGAAAUGGAAACAGGACCUGGAUUCAAAGGUGCAGCUUCCUGACGGAUCGCCGAUACCAUGCGUUCUGUUGGCAAACAAAUGCGAUCAGCAAAAAGAAGGUCUGGUUAACUCGCCCACCAAAAUGGACGACUACUGUAAAGAGAAGAACUUUUCCGGCUGGUUCGAAACUUCGGCCAAGGAAAACAUUAACAUUGAAGAAGCAGCCAGAUUUCUUGUCAACAAAAUACUUCAAAAUGAUCAGGUUAUAAGAGACAAUGGUAUUCAAGAUCAGAUGGAUAACGACAGAUUCGCGUUGAAUCAAUCACCAACAGGUUCCAAAAAAUCCUGUAGCUGCUGACGAAUAAGCAAAUUGUCGAAUGCAAGUUCGAAUUCUCGAUCACCGUUUUCAAUUCGUCAAUUGCAAUGUGUCUUUGUGAAUGCCAUGUGAGAAUCAUAAUUUUUUACGCCUUGCCAUUCUCUAUAACAGGAAGCAUCUAUUUGUUCUUGAGCGAGAAACAGUUUUAUAUGGACAUGAUUAAUCUGCCAAUCCGUUUACUAUUUCCAGUGAUAUUUUAAGUAGUUUUAAUGUACAGCAUAAAAAAGCCAUAAUUUAAGAAUAAUAACCAGAAACUUCUUAAUAUUUAUGUAAGCAAUGCUUUGAGAUGCAUAAUUGAUAACGACUUUGACAAUAUUAUUGAUGUGCAAUCUUUUU